CAGACACUGACACACUCACAAACAUCAGUUUUCAUCAGCAAACAAUGCAAGAUUGUUUCACAAAAAACAAGGACAUGUGAUGGAGAGAAAAAGAAAAAUCACUUGGAAUUGGGUGGGGUGCCAUUGAGCGAUGGAUAGACAUAAAUGGGUGUACAUUUGCAAAAAUGGAAUAAUUUCAUGUUUUAAUGUGUUCGUAAAAGACCUCACAUGGCGUCUCCAAACAGUUUGACAGAUCUCAGAAGCCAGAAACUACUGAUAUCCAGUUCUUUCAAUUUAAAUGAAUGAGCAUGAAUACUUAUUGGAGAUUGUGGUUCUUUCCAUUGAUUGACACUCACUAAUUUAGCUUGAGAAGCUAAUUGCUUAGAAGAAUUAGUCCAUUCAUGUCAUCCUCUGUAGGAACCUUGUGUACCUCAUUGACGUACAUCUAAAAUUACUAGUUUAGCUGAUUUUUGUGACUUUCACAAGAUCAGUUAUAUCACAGGUUCUCCGAAACUUUGGUAAAAUGGCUGUGCUGCCAAUAAAACUCACCAAAACCAAGAGAGACAAACUAGCCCAGGUUUUGUGGGUACUAAACUGGAUAUCCGUCGUAACAGGUAUCAUCCUCUUUAGCUUGGGCAUCUUUCUGAAAGUUGAAAUUAACAAGCGGCAGGAUCUAAUGGCUGAGCACCUGCUCCAAUCUGUGCCAAACAUGCUAAUUGCCGUUGGACUUAUAGCCUGCAUGAUUAACUUUUUGGGAGGAAAGAUCUGCUAUGACUGCGUGGACACCAACAAGUUCUUACGCUGGAAGUUGGUGAUGCUCCCGUACAUCAUUUGCACGUUUUUCUUCACUCUGAGUGUGCUCGUGGGUGCCUUGAUGUGCUACAGCAUGCACGGACAGCUGGAGGAAGCGCUAACGUUGGGUCUACGUGAUGCUAUGCGUUACUAUAAGGACACGGACACUCCAGGCCGCUGCUUCUUGAAGCACACAGUAGACCUGCUGCAGAUCCAGUUUCAAUGCUGUGGGAACGAGGGCUACAGAGACUGGUUCCAGAUCCAGUGGGUCAGCAACCGAUAUUUAGAUAUGUCUCAACGGAAAGUGGUAGAUCGUCUACGAAGCAACGUUGAGGGAAAAUAUUUAAUGGAUGGAGUUCCCUUCAGCUGCUGCAACGUCAAUUCUCCUCGACCGUGCAUUCAGUACCAAAUUACCAAUAACUCCGCCCACUUUAAUUACGACUUCCAGACAGAGGAGCUCAACCUGUGGAUGAGAGGAUGUCGUCAGGCUCUGCUAGAUUAUUACACCAACAUCAUGCAUUCUGUCGGCCUGACAGUUCUGAUCAUCUGGCUCUUUGAGCUCUCUGUAUUAACGGGGGUCCGUUACCUUCAAACGUCUCUGGAGAACGUGCUGCGCCAGGGAGACCCUGAGUGCGAGUCUGACGGGUGGCUUCUCGAGAACAGCUUUGUGGAGACGGCUCGCUCUAAUUUCAACAUCAUCAAACACCUGGGCAAGUUCAAUCAGAUCAACAUAACCAACAAUGGAGAUCCAAACAUUGACAAACCACCUACAGCACACUAUGGUCCAGACAAUGUGCCUCCAAAGCCUCUUCCAACAGCCAGUUAGGCCUUAAGAUUGCUUUUUCUGGCCAGAAACAUUACAUACGUCACAGAGGACUGGGCUCUGAUGCUAUAUGACUUUAAACUUAUGAAAUGAUUGGGUGAAAAUUGAGAUGGCAUUGUAAAGCAAGAACAGUGAUAUUACAACAUACAACAUACGUAAGGGUUGCUGUAAUUUAACAUGUAAGAACUUAACCAAGUACUGUUUUAACACACAAGGCCUUCAGAGUCUUAAAAUGUAUAAACUGCCUCUCAUUAAGAAUACAACAGUUUUAAUUAUUUUGUGUUUUAGAGAAACUUGUGUGACUAGUGUGAUUACCAAAGAGUAUCACUGGAUUUCUUUAGAGCUAAAUUUUUAGCUGUAGGUUUUUAAUUAAUGAGUAACUUAAAGCAACUGUACGUUUUUUACUUUGAAAUAUCAGUUUCAAAAACAUUCUGAUGGUAUCCACCUUAUUUUUCAAUGUAGAGGAAUGUCUGGUUCAUAAUCCACCAUAGGGAAAUAAUGAGAAGAAUAUCGAAAUGCGGUAAACGGUAAAACAGUUAGCACUACAAACCAGUGUGUUCAUAAUUAAGAUAAUACAUUAAAAUAAUAUGGUAAGACACACAAUUUGCAAUAUCAAGCAGCAAAACGAGCUUUUUGUGCAGCUAAAAAUAGCUGGAAUUGGAUGAGACCAGAAGCCAGACACAAAAAAUGUACAAAUGGCUGCACCCACUCUUAUGGGAAAAAUAAGGUGGAUACUGACUUCUAAUAAGGCGGAUAGCAUUUCUUUCCUACAAUCCUCCCAAACGUCUGUUCUGGCGGUGUGUAAGUUUGUUGUGAACAGUAGAGGGCCCCAUAAUACACAAAACUACACUGCCAGUGCAAAGUUUUUGAACAGUAAGAUUAUGUUUUUUAAACAAGUCUCUUCUGCUCACCAAGCCUGUGUUUAUUUAAAAUCAGGGGUGCAAAAACAGUAAAAUUUUGAAAUAUUUUUUACUGUAAUAAAUAUUUCAAAAUUUAAAAAAAAAUAAAUAAAUAACCGCUUUCUAUUUGAAUAUACACUACCGUUCAAAAGUUUGGGGUCAGUAAGACUUGUAAUAGUCUUUAAAGAAGUCUCUUAUGCUCAUCAAGGCUGCAUUUAUUUGAUUAAAAAUAUAGAAAAAAAACAGUAAUAUUGCAAAAUGUUUUUACAAUAUAAAAUAAUGUUUUUUUAUUUUAACGUACUUUAAAAUAGAAUUUAUUCCUGUGAUGAAAAGCUGAAUUUUUAUCAGCUGUUACUCCAGUCUUAAGUGUCACAUGAUCCUUCAGAAAUCAUUCAAAUAUGCGGAUUUAUUAUUAGAAUGAUCAAUGUUGGAUAAUAUCAACAGUUGUGCUGCCAAAUAUUUUUUGGAACCUGUGAUUUUUCUUUUCAGGAUUCUUUCAUGAAUAACAAGUUUAAAAAGUACAGUGUUUAUUCAAAAUAUAAAUUAAAUUAUUUAAAUUAUUAACUUUUAAUAAACUUUUAAUUAUUAACUUAAUACAUUCUAGGUGAAUAAAAGUAUUAAUUUCUUAAAAAAUAAAUAAAUAAAUAAAUAAAAAAUAAAAAUGUACUGACCCCAAACUUUUGAACGGUAGUGUAUGUUAAAAUGGAAUUUAUUCAUGUGAUUAAAGCUAAAUUUUCAGCAUCAUUACUCCAGUCUUCAGUGUCACAUGAUCCUUCAGAAAUCAUUCUAAUAUGCUGAUUUGCUGUUCAAGAAACAUUUAUUAUUACUAUUAUUGUCAAUAUUUAAUGGGGGGGGGUGCUUUAAAAUGAUCAAAAGUGCUAAUAAAGACAUUUAUACUGUUACGAAAGAUUGCUAUUUCAGAUAAUGCUGUUUCUUCUUCUCUUUUCUUCUUUCUAUUCAUCAAAGAAACCUGAAAAAGAAAUCCGCUCAGCUGUUUUCUUCAGUGUUAUAUAUAUAUAUAUAUAUAUAUAUAUAUAUAUAUACAUAUUUAUUUAUUUGAGCAGCAAAUCUGAAUAUUAAAAUGAUUUCUGAAGGAUCAUAUGACUGGAGCAAUGAGGAUAAAAAAAUUCAGCUUUAAAUCACAGAAAUAAAUUACAUUUUACACUAUAAUCAAAUCAAAAACAGUUGUUUUAAGUAGUAAAAAUAUUUCAAAAUAUUACCGUUUUUGCUGUACUUUAAAUCAAAUAAGUGCAGGCUUGGUGAGCAGAAGAGACUUCUUUUAAAAACAUUAAAAUUCUUCGGUAACACUUUACAAUAAGGUGUCAUUUGUUAACAUUAGUUAACGUAUAAACUAACUCGAACAAAACAUUUAUUACACUAUUUAUUAAUAUAUGUUAGUUAAUAAAAAUACAGUUGUUCAUUGUUAAUUCAUGUUACUUCACAGUGCAUUGACUAAUGUUAACAAACACAACUUGUGAUUUUAAUAAUGCAUUAGUAAAUGCUGAAAUUCACAUUAACUAAGAUUAGUAAAUGGUGUAGAAGUAUUGUUCAUUCUUAGUUCAUGUUAACUAAUCAACCUUAUUGUAAAGUGUUACCAAUUCUUUUGACUGGAAGUGCACAUAGUUUCCCCAUUCUCUCUCUUUUUCAAUAUUUCAAUGAAAUCAAUCUGUCAUCUUACUUAUUACCUGUACAAAAAAAAAGCCACCAAGAAUUCUUAUUUCAUGCCUUGGUUUCGUGCCUAAAGCCAGGUAUUGUAAUGACUGGUGAAAAAACUAAAACACAUUUUCCAAAGAUGUAUAUUUUAUAAACAUAUUUUUACAAAGCACACCCAUGCCUAAAAUUAUAAUGAUUAUGUAAUGACAAUAAAUACAACAUGUAAACUGAAUUAAUACAUUAUUAAAGAGCUUUUAAGUUUUGGUUGCAGUUGAUUGAAUCACUUGCAUUUACAUGCUCCUUCACUUUUAAAAACAAAUGUUCCAAAAGGAGUUUUUACAGUGAUUUUCAGUUCCUCAAAGAACAUUUCAGAGA
Messenger RNA from Labeo rohita (rohu), 4521 nucleotides. RefSeq names its product peripherin 2-like a (gene prph2la). Gene Ontology annotation, biological process: visual perception. Gene Ontology annotation, cellular component: membrane. Lineage: Eukaryota; Metazoa; Chordata; Actinopteri; Cypriniformes; Cyprinidae. The record is from RefSeq and is a predicted model, not a curated record. The transcript has 4 exons. Bases 503 to 1597 code for a protein of 364 amino acids.